GUGGCCGUGUGUGGUAACUGAGCGAGUGGCGGCGACCGUGGCUCCCUUGUCGGUAGCCUUGGGCCGAGGAGACGGCGGCGACCACGACAGCGGGGACGGCGGCCGACGUGGCGGACUGUCGUCGGGCGGAGGAGUUUCUCCUCGGCCCCGAUUCUGUAAUGAUGAAUGGGUCCAAUGUCGCCAACACAACACCCAACACCAAAUCAAAAGAGGACCAGGUGGUGAAUGGGCACGAUGAGAAGGAAAACAACCCCUUUGCAGAGUACAUGUGGAUGGAGAACGAAGAGGAUUUCAACAGGCAGGUGGAAGAGGAGCUUCAGGAGCAGGAAUUCCUUGACCGCUGCUUCCAGGAAAUGCUGGACGAAGAAGACCAGGACUGGUUCAUUCCCUCCCGGGACCUCCCGCAGGGGAUUGGGCACCUGCAGCAGCAGCUAAACGGACUCUCCGUCAGCGACGGCCGCAGCUCGGAAGACAUUUUGAGCAAAAGUAACCUGAAUCCCGACGCCAAGGAGUUUAUUCCGGGAGUGAAGUAUUGAAUCUGACCGAAGCCUUUGAGAGUCUAAAGACCAGUCCCCGCCUUUCCCGCCAAGCUGCACCCGCUCUGCCAAGAUGGUGGCCCUGGCACUGCCCAGGGUGGGGCAGGGCUCGUGGAACAGCGCAGUGGAUCAGUUGCCAGAAUCGAGCGGGGAGAUGGACACCGGGGCCAACUGGCAUGUCAGGAUCCCGGGAAACCGCUCAAUGCCCAAGCCGGAGAGCGGGCCCCAGCUCUUCGUCCGAAUUCCAGGAGGAUUCCGAAACAGAGGCCUUCCGUUCCCGGGCAUCGGGUGGAGGGGGUGUUCCUGUCUAGGUCACGAUGGAGGAGUUGAAAACUUAAAAAAACAAUUUUCCAAAAAAAAAAUGUCAAAAAGGAGAAAAAAAAUGGGUCAGUUACUUUUUCUGAACUUUGCUAUCCAAACCAAAUGGCAGCUCUUGAAAUAUCAAUAAAACAAAGACGGCUUA
Molecule: messenger RNA, 999 nt
Organism: Tachyglossus aculeatus (Australian echidna)
Lineage: Eukaryota; Metazoa; Chordata; Mammalia; Monotremata; Tachyglossidae
Gene: PAIP2B
Product: poly(A) binding protein interacting protein 2B
Exons: 5
Coding region: 159-536 (125 amino acids)
Biological process (GO): negative regulation of translational initiation
Cellular component (GO): cytoplasm
Molecular function (GO): mRNA regulatory element binding translation repressor activity
Source: RefSeq, a predicted model, not a curated record